UGCACGUGCCUAAUCUGCAAGUAAAGCUUCUUCUCUGUAUCACAAGAAAACUCAGAUCGUAGCAAUGUGGAGCGGUGAUGGAACAGUUGAGAUCAAUGGCUUUCGUGUUUACUAUUCAGAGGUAGAGUGUGUGAGGAGAAUCUUUGAAAGACACCCAGAAACGGCAUCAGAUCUUCGUCCAAAGAACCAGUUGGUGAAGACUGCGUACUUGAACAACCUCCUUGACCUCAUAGACAUAGCUUCCUUAGCUCCUCAGGAGCUCACAGAGGAGGAACUAAGAGAUGCUGAGAACACGUUUAUGGAUCUGGAAGGGGUAGGUUUCGAGUUGGAUUGGUUGAAGAAGAAGCUGGAAGAGCUUUGCGUGAAGAAGAAGAAAAUGGAAUCACGUGGUGCUCGCAUGAGGGAACUCGAUAGAAUGAUUGUGGAACAGAGACAAGUGUUGCUUGCGCUUGAAGUCGAACUGAAGAAUGAAGAGAAGGAGGCUGUUUCCGACAGUGCUCGACUUGGUUUCGAGGAUGUUGUUUGAAUGGAACUCACUAAUAAAGAAGCCUAAAUGUUUUUUUGAGGUUUCCUCUUUACGUGCUUGAGAACAUGUGUCGUUGUCUUAACUACAAGAAUCGUUUGAAUAAAAGAAAUAUAUUUUAUGCGCAAAUAGCAAAUUAAAGAGAUGAAGUGAAAAAGAAGAAUGAUUAUUUGAUAAGUCUAUGUUCUCUGUUUUCAAGAACAGAGCAUCCACAUUAGGGUUUCUUUAUUUCACAUGUGUGUUUCUUGAUGGAAAAGGUAAACAAUAUAUAAUGGAUGUCCUACUCAGCCUAACUGAGAUUUUGCGCAAGUUCCACAAGAAAUCUCAAAGAUGAUCUGUUUGACGCAGAUGUUGCACUGGAAUCAAUUAGAACCAACAAAAGUGAUCACUGCUAACGUUAGAUGAUAUUUUCUGAUGUCACAGUUAGGUGUUUUGGUCUGUUUGCUUGACUCUAGGUGGAUAUAAACCAACAAAAGUGAUCACAUGUGUUUUUCUUGAAGGAGGCUUAGAAUUUUGAAAAGCAAACAAUUCCAAUGGAAAAGCUAUGCAUCAUUUUAAAGAUUUGAGUCUUUGUCUCAUUCAAACGGCUACUCGAGAAUGAUUCUUUCAAUUAUCAGUGCAAUGACAUAAGCUAUCAAGAUUUUGCUUAUCUUUGGUGAAGAGAGCCUUGGUGAAAAGCUAUUAAGACCAUCUGAAGCAAGCAUAUCAUGACAUCAUCAACGUUGGAUAUCUGA
Brassica napus (rape) is the source of this 1257-nucleotide messenger RNA. RefSeq names its product MATH domain and coiled-coil domain-containing protein At2g42465-like. The record is from RefSeq and is a predicted model, not a curated record. Bases 65 to 526 code for a protein of 153 amino acids. The transcript has 2 exons. NCBI's taxonomy places the organism in Eukaryota, Viridiplantae, Streptophyta, Magnoliopsida, Brassicales, Brassicaceae.